CUUUCUCUUAAGCGUCUUGCGAUUUACGAGGCAAAAUUACAGGGCCAGACGGAAUCUAGUUCUUCUUGUUCAGACUUCCCCCAUCGACAGAGGAAAUAGAGCGAGAAGAAGAAGACUAUGGCCGCUAACGAUAAGGGAUCUAUAUUGCAAUUCGCACCAUUCCAAAGCUUGGUGGACGAAGGAUUCUGGCAUAGGCUCUCUUCCUUGAAGCUCAAUGAACUAGGCAUCGACGAUUCCCCUAUUCCAAUCACUGGUUUCUUUGCACCUUGUGCACAUUCUCAAGUGUCAAAUCAUUUGACGCUUCUAUCUGAGUCAUUGCCUUCCGAAGUAAGCAGCGAAUCAUCAGCACCAUUAACUACUAAAGGCAACAGGAAUAGGUGCUCUGUUCCUGGAAUCUUAUACAAUACAAAUACUGUGGAAAGCUUCCAUGCCCUUGACAAGCUAAGCUUACUAAAAUCUGAAGCAAAGAAGAUUUGGGAGGAUAUUCUCAGCGGAAAAGCUAUAGAGGAUAGUUCAGUACUUGCAAGAUUCCUUUUGAUCUCAUUUGCAGACUUGAAGAAAUGGAACUUUCACUAUUGGUUUGCUUUCCCUGCUCUUGUUCUCAAUCCUCCAGCAACUGUAGUUGAACUGAAACCUGCUUCACACUGGUUUAACUUGGAAGAAGCUGAAUCAGUUUCCUCAAGUUUUGCUCAGUGGCGCAGCUCAAACCUAACUUCUGACAUACCUUUUUUCUUGGUGAAUAUUGAUUCAAGUUCUCAAGCUAGCAUUAAGCAUCUGAGAGAUUUUGAAGCCUGCCAAAACAAUGGGGAAAAGCUUCUUUUUGGCUUUUAUGACCCCUGUCAUCUUCCAAAUAAUCCUGGUUGGCCUCUUCGCAACUUCCUAGCUCUAAUUUACUCGAGAUGGAAUCUGAAGUCGGUGAACUUUUUAUGCUACAGAGAGAACCGUGGUUUUGCAGAUCUUACUUUAUCUCUUGUUGGUAAAGCUUUGAUCGAUGAUACCCAAGGGUUUAGAGAUCAACAAUGCAUGCCUAAUGUGGUUGGAUGGGAGCUGAACAGAGGGAAGAAAUGCCAUAAAUCUAUUAACCUUGCAAAAUCCAUGGACCCAACUCGGUUAGCUAUAUCAGCUGCAGAUUUGAAUUUGAGACUAAUGAGGUGGCGUGCUUUGCCUUCUUUAAACAUAAACAUCUUGUCUUCUCUCAAGUGUCUCUUGCUUGGGGCAGGUACUCUUGGAUGUCAGGUUGCACGUAUGCUUAUGGCAUGGGGUAUACGGAAAAUUACACUAGUUGACAGUGGAAGGGUAGCUAUGUCGAAUCCAUUGAGGCAAUCACUUUACACAAUGGAGGACUGCCUCAAUGGUGGUGACUUUAAAGCCGAAGCAGCAGUUAAAAGUCUCAAUCGAAUUUUUCCCGCCAUGGAAGCCGAAGGUGUUGUGAUUUCCAUACCAAUGCCUGGUCAUCCUGUUUCAGACAAUGAAGCAGCCAGCAUGCUUGAUGAUUGUAGACGACUCGAUGAUUUAAUUAAUUCUCAUGAUGCAGUUUUCUUGUUGACUGAUACUAGGGAAAGUCGGUGGCUUCCUACACUUCUAUGUGCCAAUACAAACAAGGUUACAAUCACUGCAGCUUUGGGGUUUGAUAGUUUCUUAGUUAUGCGCCAUGGAGCUGGUCCUUCUGGUUCCUGCCAUGAUUCCACAUCUCAAACCAAUAUAGCCAAUCUUUCUUUAAAUGCUGCAAACACAAAGCAGAGAUUGGGCUGUUACUUCUGUAAUGAUGUUGUUGCGCCCAUUGAUUCAACUGCCAAUCGCACAUUGGAUCAACAAUGCACUGUUACUCGCCCAGGGCUUGCUCCCAUUGCGUCAGCCAUUGCAGUUGAACUUCUGGUUGGAAUUUUACAUCAUCCCGAAGGAAUAUAUGCUGAAUGUGAACUAUCGAACUCUGGAGCAUCUGAGCAACCUCUGGGUAUCUUGCCCCAUCAAAUUCGAGGCUCCCUCUCACAGUUUUCUCAGAUGACACUUGUUGGCCGUUCAUCAAAUACUUGUACAGCUUGCUCCAGCCUGGUUGUAUCUGAAUAUCGUAAUAGGGGCAUGGAUUUUAUUCUUCAAGCGAUCAACCAUCCAACUUAUUUGGAAGAUUUGACCGGACUUACAGAGUUGAUGAAAUCAACUAGCUCUUUUCAACUGGACUGGGACAAUUACACGGAUGGUAGUGGUGAUGAUGAUGAUGGAUGUAUCGAAAUUUGAUGCAGACAUUCAAUGUAUUGUAUAACAUCAAUUCAAUAACAUUUUUUGUACAUAAGCACUGACUGAAAAAAUCAAAUUCCAAAUUUAGUAUUUUUCUUGAAUCCUUAGUUAGUCAUGUAUGUGUCUUGCAGAUGCUUCUUUCUUGGUUCAAUACAUAACUGUGUUCAAAUUUCA
Cucurbita moschata (crookneck pumpkin) is the source of this 2409-nucleotide messenger RNA. Its product is annotated as ubiquitin-like modifier-activating enzyme atg7. The coding region runs from base 118 to 2235 and encodes 705 amino acids. The transcript has 14 exons. Gene Ontology annotation, cellular component: phagophore assembly site; cytoplasm. Gene Ontology annotation, biological process: C-terminal protein lipidation; cellular response to nitrogen starvation; piecemeal microautophagy of the nucleus. The record is from RefSeq and is a predicted model, not a curated record. Gene Ontology annotation, molecular function: Atg8 activating enzyme activity; Atg12 activating enzyme activity. NCBI's taxonomy places the organism in Eukaryota, Viridiplantae, Streptophyta, Magnoliopsida, Cucurbitales, Cucurbitaceae.